Molecule: messenger RNA, 1364 nt
Organism: Aspergillus eucalypticola CBS 122712
Lineage: Eukaryota; Fungi; Ascomycota; Eurotiomycetes; Eurotiales; Aspergillaceae
Product: SDR family oxidoreductase
Exons: 2
Coding region: 59-1084 (341 amino acids)
Molecular function (GO): oxidoreductase activity, acting on the CH-OH group of donors, NAD or NADP as acceptor
Source: RefSeq, a predicted model, not a curated record
CAUGUCACAACCAGAUACUAAAGACUAAAACCGCCCUAUAAUAUCAACUCCCACCAAUAUGUCCGCCCAGAGGGACCAGGAAAUUCUCAUUACCGGAGCUUCUGGUUUCGUCGCGACGCAUGUUAUCAAAUCUUUUCUUGAGCAUGGCUAUCGAGUCCGUGGCACAGUCCGAUCUGAGCAGUCAGCUGCCAAUGUGCGCGGCAUCUUUUCUCAAUAUUCUGAUCGGUUGUCCUUCGCUAUUGUUAAGGAUAUAGCGCAGCCUGGAGCUUUUGAAGAGGCAGUAAAGGAAGUAGACGGGAUCAUUCAUACCGCCUCUCCUGUUAAGUCUGUGGUUGAGGACCAGGAAAAGGACCUUCUCCAGCCUGCAAUUCGUGGGACCCUUGAAAUUCUUCAAGCUGCGCAGGCGCAUUCACGCAUCACUCGAGUAGUGAUUACUUCGUCCUUUGCCGCUAUGGCCAACCUGUAUAAAGGACUAUGGCCUGAGCACACAUACACCGAGGCCGAUUGGAAUCCCGAAACGUACGAAAACGCUAGGACAGCCGAUGGUGUGAGCGCAUAUUGCGCUUCUAAAGCGUUCGCUGAGAAGGCUGCCUGGGAUUUCAUGGAAAAAGAGAAGCCCCAUUUCAGCUUAGCAACUAUUUGCCCGCCUAUGAUUUACGGCCCAGUCGAGCAGUGCGUUCAAGAUAUGAGCAAGUUGAACACCAGCGCUGCUGAUAUCUACCGGCUGAUGAAUGGUAGUAUAACUGAAGUGCCAGUAAUGGGGUUUCCUGCUUGGGCCGAUGUCCGUGAUGUCGCCGAUGCUCACCUUCGAGCAUUUCAGAUCAAUGAAGCUAUGAAUGAACGGUUCUUCAUUACUUCAGGUAACUACAACUACCAGGAAGUGUGCGAAAUCUUGCGCGCAAGCUUUCCUCAGAUUAAGGAUAAAGUUCCACAUAGUCAGAUCGGACAAACCCAACCAGCCGUUUACAAAGUUUCUAAUCAGAAGGCUCAAUCAGUGCUUGGGAUGCAAUUCCGGUCAUUGGAGAGCAGUAUUAAGGAUACUGCCGAAAGCUUACUUACACUGAAAAAGAAGCUGGAGAAUUGAGAAUCUUAUACGGUAGUGAAGGGACAACAGAAAGGAGUCCAAAGGUGGACGGGUCAGUUUUGGACCUGACCCGACCCGUCUACUUACAAGUUAUAGUACGAUACUUAUUUGUGCUCGAAAUAAUCGUUGAUUGGAAAUCUGAUCGCAGUUUCAUCUGCUCGAACUUGCUGGCUGGCCAAGAAUAUUUCCUAGCAACCUUCUCGGAUUCGUGCUUUAGAGACUUCUCCCAGUAGGCGCUGGGAGCGAAGACCGGAUUCUGUUCAGUAUCGUUCACCUCCAC